CUUUCCCUUCGGCUCACUAAGAGGAGAAAGGCCCCGGCUCACUCUUCCUUCCCCUCUACUCCUGCUGUUACUUCUGCUGUUACUCCUACGUUGCCGCCUCUGGUGUCGCUGCCGCUGCUCAAAAUGCGCGCCCUGCUGCUACUGGCGUGGCCGCUGCUGGCGUGGUCGUUGCCGUUACCAGACAAGCCUCACCCCCAAGUAGAGUUUGGCGGGUUCCAGCCUGUGCACCCGGGGCGAGGAGCGGGGCCUUCCUCAGGGUUUCACGGUCCCUCCACGCCGCCUCUCCAGCCCCAUCCAAACCCAGACUACAGCCCUCCCUCGCCGCAACACAGUGUGCCCACUAAGACCAUCUACGUGAACUUGCCGCCGCAAGGGGCCCCGCCCCCACUUCCCCCGGUGGCCGCCGGACCUCCACGCAAGCACUUUAAGAUUGUGCUCAUUCGCGCCCCGGCACCUCCGCCACAGGUGCAAACCAUAUUGCCGCCACGCACGGAGCACAAGACGAAGAUCUAUGUGCUGCAUCAGCGGCCUCAGGAUGAGCCGCCGCAGGUGGUGGAGGUGCCGCACGUGCCGCACGACCCCCAGGUGUAUUUCGUGGAAUACGACACGCCGCCCACCGCCCAUGACCUGCAGCAGCUCAGCUCCGGUAACCUGAACGGCUUCACUGUGACGCCCCAACAUCCCGAUAGCGGCGAGUACGGUCCCCCUUCCUCGGUUCAUGGCCUAAGGGGCGACCUCGGAGUAGGAGCUGGACUGCAGGUGGCAGGCGAUGGUCUCUACCAGAGUAACAUCUUCAAGCGGCAGGUGGAAGAGGAGGCGGCGGAGGCGGCAGAGGACGGUGAAGAGGCGCAGCCCUUGCACACCUGAGCCUGCCGUGCAGGCUCUCCCGGCCGGCUUCCGUCGUCCUAAGUUAACUUAUUAUUUCCCGUCCCAGCCUCCCGCCGGGCCUGCGCCUCAGCCGCCCUUCACUCACCAUGCCCCCACCGCUGGACGCAGGGGCGGGGCUGAGGCUGUCCUGGACGGAGUGGCUCUCCCCUGUGAGUCUGAUGCCCCUUCCCCGUCCUACCAUUACACUAGCCAGCCGCCUAUACGCCCCGCCCCGGGAGGGCCGCAGGCGGCGCCACAUUCCUCUUUCUUACCUCCUGUCUUUGUAAUAAAAUUAAAAUAUUC
Scylla paramamosain (green mud crab) is the source of this 1170-nucleotide messenger RNA. RefSeq lists its product as uncharacterized. The transcript has 2 exons. NCBI's taxonomy places the organism in Eukaryota, Metazoa, Arthropoda, Malacostraca, Decapoda, Portunidae. Bases 124 to 867 code for a protein of 247 amino acids. The record is from RefSeq and is a predicted model, not a curated record.